AUGCAGGUCAAGUCAAUCAAAACGUUCGUAAAAGACGUUAAGAGAAGGCUAUCCCAAAAACAUAAGCGAAAGUCAUCAGCCGCGACGACGUCUACAGCCACUACAUCGAACUCUUCUGCGCCAUCCACACCUUCUGCUCACCACUCUCCUCUGUACGAUGAUCAUCAUUCACCAAACACAAUCAUUACACCAUCCCGCCCUCGCAGUAGGUCAAGCAGUGAAACUCUGGGUUCUCGCCAUUCUUCGGACGUCAUCGAUAUCAGCUCGAAGCACUCGAGAACGCCCUCAGAGGACAUGAUGUCUGCUGAAACGCAUGGAUCGGAUGACAGCGGUACCUUUGUCACCGCUGACUGGGGUCUCGCUUCCCCACGUGUGCGCACUAAAUCCAUCGGCCGAACUAGUUCGGUUGCACCAGCAUCUAUCGCAGAAUCAACCACUUCUUCCCACCCUUCCCAGAGCUCCCUCUACGCUUCUGCCAAGUCCAUGCAUAUGGAUUCCAUCGAUCGCCCGUUACAUUUACUUCAGACUUUGCCUGAGGAUAGUGGAGAGGGUCCAGGUACACCAUCACAAAUGUCGGAGCAUGAGGUGCCGGACCCCUUCAUAGUUGAAGGCUCGGAGGGUGCCUUGUCCGAAGGCGAGGAUGCCUCAUCUGACGUUGAAGGUGCUUCACCCGAGGGUGAAAGUGUUCCCCCUGCAGAUGAAGAGAUCGCGCUCGCACAGUCAACACUUCUUACGCCAUCUGAAGUACCCCCCUUGAUACCUUCCCCCAACGUCAACAAGGACGUACCCCCGCCUCCCGCGAGCGAUGCUGAGUCUGAGGCACCCGAAUUGUAUCUUCCUGGGCUAACCAUGCCUACUAUGUUCUUACCCAUCCCAAACACGGACCCUCUAAAUAUUCUCCUCACGAAAUAUGUAUCCCCUCUUGAGAAGCGUCCUGUACGAGAUGUCACUGGCGAAUGGCAAGAUUCUGAUUUUCACUCGAUGGUUAUGUCAAACAGCUGGCGUGCGCUUGCUAGAAUGGCGCGGGAUCGUCUAAUAACCUGUAAUCCUGAGGAUCUCAUUCGUCUCUGGUCUCUGCGUCUAUCAAGCCUCGCUCGCCUCCGCCUCUACAACCAAACGUCAGCUGAGUGCACCAACCUUUUCGCGGUGCUCAAUGCUACAGAGCCCCCGUCCGCCCGUGCAUACUUAUUCGACCGCGUCCUUCCCUUUGAGCUCGAGGUCAUGCAUGCACGCCUCAAAUACUGGGCAGGCGACCCCAUGGGCUAUCUGGACAUUCUUUAUGCCUUGCUUAAGAAGUGUAAGCUUCGAGCCAAGAGUUCGAAAGCCGAGGGCGACGACUCCAGCUUGUCGAUGUGGCUUGAGCGCGCUGCACGGAUGUGCCUUAUCAUUGCAUCGCAAAUGAUCGAGAUGAAGGACUUCACUGCUGCAACGAAACUCUUGGAGCCACUGUUCGCACAACGUACUGGACAACAACCCUCCCCUGCCAUCCAGUCUGCCGUGGGUCGCAUUUACUUGCAGAGUGGUUACCUCACACAGGCUGCGGCGCACUUUGCUGCCGUGGAAGGCGACGCUAGCGUCCCGCAGACACUCAAAGAUAUGAAUGCUGCCUUGCUCGCGUGUGCUGAGGGAAACUGGACGCGGGCGGAUGAACUGCUCCGAGCCCUCGUACAGGCAGAGCCGGAUAACUUUGUGGCUAUCAACAAUCUAUCUGUGGCUCUUCUGAGUCAGGGAAAGCUCAAGGAGCACUGCAUAGCUCCCCAUCCGACCGUCGUGGUAGCAGAACCCUACCUCUUCAAUCUUUCGACGCUCUACGAGCUUCACUCAGCCACAGCUGUAGAGAAGAAACGCGACCUUUUGAUUGAGGUGGCGAAGUGGAGUGGAGAUGGGCUGAAGACGACAUGCUUGAAGAUGCCGUCUACAUGA
This is a messenger RNA of Suillus subalutaceus, 1923 nucleotides long. RefSeq lists its product as uncharacterized. The transcript has 8 exons. The record is from RefSeq and is a predicted model, not a curated record. The coding region runs from base 1 to 1923 and encodes 640 amino acids. Gene Ontology annotation, molecular function: protein binding. NCBI's taxonomy places the organism in Eukaryota, Fungi, Basidiomycota, Agaricomycetes, Boletales, Suillaceae. Gene Ontology annotation, cellular component: Golgi apparatus; TRAPP complex.